Molecule: messenger RNA, 900 nt
Organism: Nematocida homosporus
Lineage: Eukaryota; Fungi; Microsporidia
Exons: 1
Coding region: 1-900 (299 amino acids)
Source: RefSeq, a predicted model, not a curated record
AUGGUUUUUGUUUAUACUGCUACAGACGGGUUAGUAGGCUUAGGCCCUGGAUUAGUCCAUUGGGGGGUUCUUCUUUUGCCGCGUAUGGUUUGUGGUUGGGGACUUUUAGCUGGAACUCGAUUGGAAAACUUACCAGAAACAGGUCUUUUCCUUAUUUAUAUCUUAUUGUUACGUAUCAUAGGUAUUCUACCUUCACCUUUACUGGCAGCUAUCACAGCCGGUCUUUUCUUUAGUGGCGCAGCCAUUACUACCCAACUUAGAAAGGGUUUACUUUGGGAAGUCUUAGCUAUUCUAGCCAGUGCAGCUGAUGGCUGGCUAGUUUGUUGCUUAGCCCAAAGUACAACUCCUUUUAAUCUACUUAGUACAGGUCUAGCCUCAUUCUUAGUUCUAGUCCUUAUUGGUCAUCGACCAGGAGUAAGAGCUGCUCUAACUAAAGAUUUAGGACUAGCUGUUUUAGGAUUCCUACACCAACUACAAGUACAUAUACCCUACCACAACUACAUACUAGUACUUAUAACUCUCAUCUCAGGCUUUUACUUUACCUACCACGCCCAUACACAUCCCCACUCCACCCCAAGUAAGUCUAAGUCUAAAUCUACUACUAAAUCCAAGUCUUCUACUACUAAGUCCACCAAAGCAACCAAAGCAGAUACCAAAGCCAAGUCAACCAAAGCAACCAAAGCAACCAAAGCAGAUACCAAAACCAAGUCCACUAGUAAAUCCCGAGCACAUUCCGAUGACCAAACAAAAGAUACGUCUUCAUCUACUUCUAACUCAUCUACUUCUAACUCAUCUACUACUAACUCAUCUACUUCUAGCUCAUCUACUAACUCAUCUUCUACUUCUACUCCUAGAAAGCGGCCUGUACGUCGUGCUGCACGCCAGGCUCGCUCUACUUAA